Molecule: messenger RNA, 900 nt
Organism: Colletotrichum higginsianum IMI 349063
Lineage: Eukaryota; Fungi; Ascomycota; Sordariomycetes; Glomerellales; Glomerellaceae
Product: Endonuclease/Exonuclease/phosphatase
Exons: 1
Coding region: 1-900 (299 amino acids)
Molecular function (GO): 3'-5'-RNA exonuclease activity
Source: RefSeq, a predicted model, not a curated record
AUGCUUGUUAAGCUUGAUUCUUCAACCACGGUAGCUAGUCCUUCCAUGCUGCUUCGAAUCGUCAGCCAAAACAUCCGGUACGCCACAAAUCAUCCCACUCCAAAAGAAAAGCUGUGGAACGUUCGCGGUCCGAAACUCUGUAGCCAGCUGGACUUUAUCACAUCUGGCCAUUCAGCUUUCAUAUGUCUUCAAGAAGUCCUAUAUUCGCAACUCGAAGACAUCCGGUCCUAUCUCGGUCCUGAAUGGGGUUACAUUGGUGUCGGUCGCGACGAUGGAAAGCGAAGUGGCGAAUUUUCCCCCGUGUUUUUCCAGAUUGACCGUUGGGAGUGCGAGCGAAAUCAGACAUUAUGGCUGAGCAAUACCCCACAAAAACCAUCUAGGGGAUGGGACGCAGCACUAAACCGCGUCGUUACUGUGGGAGAGUUUGUCGACAAGCAAACCGGCACGAGAGUGAUUGUCAUGAGCACACACUUUGAUCACAAAGGAGUCGUGGCGCGAGAGGAAAGCGCCAAACUGAUUCUCAACGUUGCUCGAGAGUGGAGCAAGGGCGCGAACGGCAAACCUCCUACCACCGUUUUGCUCGCGGGCGAUUUCAACAGUACGCCCGCGGACAACGCAUACAAAACAAUGGUGGCACCCGAGUCAGGCAUGGUCGAUGUUUCAGCGCAGGUCCCCGAAGAAAAGAGGUAUGGAAACGAGCUGACCUAUACGUCCUUUGAUGAGCCGAACGAAGAGCCACAAAGGAUCGACUUUCUGUUCGUCAAGAACCCGAGCCCCGUCACUAUCAGGACCUUUGGGGUGUUAUCCAACAAAUUCGACGACGAUGUCUUCCUGUCCGACCAUAGGCCGGUCGUCGCCGACGUGGAGAUUCCUGUCUUACGGGCAGUGAGGACCGAUUGA